AUGGCCACUUCUUCAAGUAUUGUACAAAGAAGAAAAGGAUGGCCAUAUGACGUAUUUCUAAGCUUCAGAGGUGUAGACACCCGCAACAACUUUGUCGAUCAUCUAUUUGCCGCUCUCCAUCGGGCCGGAUUACACACCUUCAAAGACGACACGAUGCUCGGUGGAGGCCAACCAAUCUCAGAAGAGUUACUGAAAGCCAUCAGAGAAUCAAGGUGGGCUGUUGUUGUUUUCUCUAAAAACUAUGCCACCUCUUCAUGGUGUUUGGAAGAGCUUUCCAACAUCAUGGAAUGUCACAAACAGAUGGGUCAGAUGGUGUUACCUGUGUUCUACCAUGUCAAUCCCUCCGAUGUUCGUCGACAGAAAAGAGAUUACGCAACUGCAUUCGAGACCCAUGAGGACAAGUUUAAGGGAGACAUGGAUAAAGUGAACAAGUGGAGGGAAGCCCUAACUGCAGCUGCCAGAUUAUCUGGCCAACAUAUAAUACCUGACCAUGGGAGUGAGUCAACAUAUAUAAACAAUAUUGUUGUACAGAUCUUAGCCAAUAAACAGCCUCGUGGUGCUAGUAGGGAAAACAAUCUAAUUGGUAUACAACCUCGUAUUGAUGCCUUAAUUUCAUUAUUGAAGAUGGAGGCAGCCGAAGAGGUCCGCAUUGUGGGUAUAUUAGGAAUGGGAGGGAUUGGUAAAACAACUAUUGCUCGAGCCUUAUUUAACAGAAUUGCACAUAAGUUUGAGGGUAGUAGCUUUGUUAUUGACGUUAGAGAGAAUAGCUCUAGUAAAAAGGAUAUAUGCGCCUUACAGCAAAAGAUUUUAGAAGAUAUUCUGGGUGUGUCUAUUGGGUUUGGGAUUCAUGAUCCAGAGAAUGGAGGCGAAGUGAUAGAAGAAAGAUGUUGCAGGAAGAAGGUUUUUCUUGUUCUUGAUGACGUGAAUGACGUCAAGCAAUUAGAGUUCCUAGCUGGAACACGUGAAUGGUUUGGUCUUGGAAGUAGAAUCAUUAUAACCACCAGGGAUCAGCAUUUGUUAUCAUAUGCUAAUGCUAACGACAAGUACAUACCUGCUCUUUUUCGUAUAGAUCAAGCUCUUGAGCUCUUCUGUAGGCAUGCUUUUAGGAAAAGUAGCCCUCCAGAUGGGUUUGUGAACCUCACCAAUCGUGCCAUAAACUAUGCACAUUGUCUCCCUCUGGCCUUGAAAGUUUUAGGUUCCUUUUUAUGUGGAAGAGAAGCAAAUGUGUGGGGAAGUGCUUUGGAUACACUAGCAAAAACAAGAAGUGGCGAGGUUUUUGACACACUGAAGUUAAGUUUUGAUUAUUUAAGUGUUUUUGAGAAGCAAAUAUUCCUAGACAUCGCGUGUUUCUACAAGGGGUACAAUGUAGAUGAUGUUACUAGAAAAUUUGAUAGCUUUGGUUUUAACCCGGUUAUAGGGAUUAGUGUUCUUGUUGAAAAGUCUCUUAUAACCAUUUCAUCAAAAAAUAGACUAGAUAUGCAUGAUCUUAUACAAGAAAUGGGUCGAAAAGUAGUUCAAGCAAGUGUUCCGAAUAGCCGGCUAUGGGAACGCGAACAGAUCCACGAUUUGAUUAACUAUAAGGUAAUGAACCUCUCUCCAUUUACUAGCUAA
Molecule: messenger RNA, 1611 nt
Organism: Erigeron canadensis
Lineage: Eukaryota; Viridiplantae; Streptophyta; Magnoliopsida; Asterales; Asteraceae
Product: disease resistance protein Roq1-like
Exons: 2
Coding region: 1-1611 (536 amino acids)
Biological process (GO): signal transduction; defense response
Molecular function (GO): ADP binding
Source: RefSeq, a predicted model, not a curated record